CGGAGGGGGGCGUGGCUGGGCGGCAGCUAACGGGCUCGGGCGGCGGCACGGCGGAGAUGGGCGGGGGGCGGCGGUGAGAAGCGGCCGGGACCCCCCUCCAUGGACCUGGACGUGGAUUACGAGAGGCCAAACGUAGAGACCAUCAAGUGCGUCGUGGUGGGGGACAACGCGGUGGGCAAGACCCGGCUCAUCUGCGCCCGUGCCUGCAACGCUACGCUGAGCCAAUACCAGCUGCUGGCGACACACGUGCCCACCGUGUGGGCUAUUGACCAGUACCGGGUGUGUCAGGAGGUGCUGGAGCGCUCCCGAGAUGUGGUGGAUGAGGUCAGUGUGUCCCUCCGCCUAUGGGACACCUUCGGAGACCACCACAAGGACCGGAGGUUCGCUUAUGGCAGGUCGGACGUGGUGGUGCUCUGCUUCUCGCUGGCCAACCCCAACUCCCUGCGCCACGUGAAGACCAUGUGGUACCCCGAGAUCAAACACUUCUGCCCGCGGACGCCCGUCAUCCUGGUGGGCUGCCAGCUGGACCUGCGCUACGCAGACCUGGACGCCGUCAACCGCGCCAGGCGCCCCUUGGCCAAGCCCAUCCGACCCACGGACAUCCUGCCCCCGGAGCGGGGCCACGAGGUGGCCAAGGAGCUGGGCGUCCCCUACUACGAGACCAGCGUGGUGGCCCAGUUUGGCAUCAAGGACGUGUUUGACAACGCCAUCCGAGCCGCCCUGAUCUCCAGAAGACAUCUGCAGUUCUGGAAAUCUCAUUUGAAGAAGGUCCAAAAACCUUUGCUUCAGGCUCCAUUCCUACCUCCAAAGCCCCCCCCGCCGGUCAUCCGCAUCCCCGAGCCGCCCUCCAGCCGCGCCUGGGGCCCCGCCGCGCUGUUCUGCACCCCGCUGUGCGCCGACGUGGUGUUCCAGCUGCAGGGCGGGCAGCGCGUCUUCGCGCACCGCGUCUACCUGGCCACGUCCUGCUCCAAGUUCUACGACCUCUUCACCCUGGAGGGGCCGCCGGGGACGGGCAAGGAACCGGCCGCCCGCGCCCGCAGCCUGGACGGGGAGCGGGGGGUGCUGGGCGACGGGCCGCGGGCCGCGCUGCGGGCGGCGCAGAGCGACGAGGCGCUGCGGGCGGCGCCGGGGGACGGAGCCCGAGAUCUGUCCGCGUGGGGCCGAGGCUUCGUCAGCAUGAGGCGGGAGCUGGUGGCCGACCCGGUGGCCGGGAGGGAGAAGCGGAUGACGGUGGUGCGCAUGGACCGCUCGGUGGCGGCGGAGCCGUUCCGCGCCGUGCUGGAGUAUCUGUACACCGGGCGGCUGGAGCAGGCGAGAGGAGACCUGAUGCAGGUGGCCACCAUCGCCGAGCUGCUGGAGGUGUUCGACCUGCGCAUGAUGGUGGCCAACGUGCUCAACAAGGAGAGCUUCAUGAACCAGGAGAUCACCAAAGCCUUCCACGUGCGCCGUGCCAACCGCAUCAAGGAGUGCCUGGGGAAGGGCGUCUUCGCAGACGUUGUGUUCCGCGUGGACGACGGGGCCGUGCCGGCCCACAAACCGCUGCUGAUCGCCGGCUGCGACUGGAUGAUGGCCAUGUUCCGGGGCGCGUUCCGGGAGAGCUACGCGGCCGAGGUCUCCCUGCCGGGCACCAACUGCGCGUGUCUGCGCGCCGUCCUCGACUUCCUCUACACCGGGGUCUUCACGCCCACGCCCGACCUGGACGCCAUGGAGCUGCUCAUCCUCACCAACCGCCUCUGCCUGCCCCGGCUGCAGGCGCUCACAGAGCAGUACGCGGUGGACGAGCUGCUCCGCGCCUUCAUGCAGCAGGUGGAGAUCGACGAGCAGGUGAUCAUCUACCUGGAGAUGACACAGUUCCACAACGCGCGGCAGUUGGCGGCGUGGUGCCUGCACUACAUCUGCACCAACUACAACAGCGUGUGCCGCCGCUUCCCCCGCGAGAUGAAGUUCAUGUCCGCAGAGAACCGGGCGCACUUUGAGCGGCACCGCUGGCCGCCGGUGUGGUACCUGAAGGAGGAGGACCAUUACCAGCGGGCGAAGAAGGAACGGGAGCGCGAGGAGCAGCUGCAGCGCAAGCAGCACACCCGCAGCAAGUGGUGCUUCUGGCGGCCAUCGCCCAGCAGGAGCUGGAGCAGCAGCAGCAGCAGCAGCAGCAGCAGCAGCAGCAGCAGCAGCAGCAGCAGCAGCCUGGCCCAGGGCCGGAUCCCAUCAGUGCUGGAGCUGCAGGAAAAGCUCCCGCAGGGCUGUGCCGGACCCAGGAGCUGCAGGAAGCUCCCACCCUGCCCAGCAAAGGGCUGAGCGGGGCUGAGCUCCCCCGGCCCCACACGCACCCCCUGCUCUGUUGGGCCCUGGGAAUAGAGCCAGCAGUUUGGCCCUGCUGCAGCCGGCAGGGAAAGCUGGGACACAGAGCUCCAUGACACAGAGGGGACACAGAGGGGCAGUGGUGGCAGCACGGGGGGAGCUCCAGCACAGAGCGUGCCCCCCCUUCCAGCACAGCCCCUUGUGGGCCCAGCUCCCGGCCCAUGGGGGGACAGCAGGGCCAUGGGGGGACAGCAGGACCAUGGGGGGACAGCAGGGCCAUGGCUGUGCACAGUGACCUCGCAGCCUGCCCCCGGUGCACGCAGCCGUCCCAGCAGAGCACAGCGCAGCCUCUGCUUUCUGCAGCACAGGAGCACAGCUGCAGCCUCUGUCUGCUGAGCACAGCAGUGGUGCUACGUGCCCGCAGAGCUGGCAGGGUGUGAGUCCUGGCCUUGCCCUGCUGUGUGCCCCGAGCAGGGGCGGCCCGUGCUGCGGCACCCAUGGGUGCGGCUGCCUGGGGUGGGAACGGCUGCUGCAACCCACCCGGCCGGAGCAGCACGUAGCACAGGUUGGGCCUGGAUCCCGUCCUGCCUGAAGGUGCCGUGGGGAAGAGAGGAGUCAGCUCCGCUCCUCCCCGCAGGGAAUGGAUGGGAAUGCCGCUAUGGGAAUGGAUGGGAAUGCCACUAUGGGAAUGGAUGGGAAUGCUGCUUGGGAAUGGUAUUGGGA
Molecule: messenger RNA, 3021 nt
Organism: Coturnix japonica (Japanese quail)
Lineage: Eukaryota; Metazoa; Chordata; Aves; Galliformes; Phasianidae
Source: RefSeq, a predicted model, not a curated record